Molecule: messenger RNA, 1425 nt
Organism: Trichoderma gamsii
Lineage: Eukaryota; Fungi; Ascomycota; Sordariomycetes; Hypocreales; Hypocreaceae
Exons: 2
Coding region: 1-1425 (474 amino acids)
Source: RefSeq, a predicted model, not a curated record
AUGAUCAGCCCUCGAUGGACUCCUCGGGCGACAGCGACCGUCGCUUAUCUUUGCAUUCCCUGCCCUUGCAGAAGAAGCUUCGGCACAACUAGAAGCGACGGCAACGAUGAUGGCUCCGAGACGAAUCGUCGGCGCAGAUAUUCAAGCCCUACGUUAAAAGGCGAAACCCCCCUUUAUCGAGCGAGGAAGGUCGAAGCGAAUAGUGACGGUUCCAGAGUUGAAGCAGAUCGGCGACCUCGACGGCCUCAAGCAGGGUCUAGUAAAAACGAUGGAAGAAUAGAAGACGGAGAUGCAAAAGGCAGCAGCGGAGACUAUUGGCCGCAGCUACAGAGAAGAGAAAGAGCCAAAAGACGAGCAGACGAUGGCGGCGACAGCGGCGACGGCGCGGCAAACGCUGCCCUCGCCAGCGUUUUUGCCCCGCGACUCAAUAUCCAGAAUCCGCAGGGCACAAAGGACUCGUCGCUGGUGAUGCUCGUCAUUGAUGGGCUGUCGUCUAAUCUCAACGCAGCGGACUUUUACCGCAUUGCGCCAAAGGAUUUGUCGAAUUGGCAGAGCGUGAUCAAGAAAGAUUCCUUCGAACCGCUUGGCCGCUACCUGCUCACCUUUAGCACAGCCCAAGCCGCGGCCUCGUACCGCGAUCGGCUCGUCCGGCUGCAUAAACUCAACGGCUUCAAGCUGCGAUCUGCAAGUGGCCUCUGGGAGAGCAGCGUCCCUGCGGCUCUCAAAGUGUCUCUUACGUCCCCUUUAGCAGCAGCAUCAGGACCAACCACGACGACAGGAACAGCAAAAGCAGCAGUUGCUAAAACUAUCAGUGAUGCGGUUGCUUCUUCUGACUUGCCACUCAGCAACACAGAGAGCGUGGUCGAUUUGGCCAACUCCUUCACCAUUGCACCUGCUUCUCAGGAAACGCUUUCGGUUCAGCGCAGAAAAGUGACCCUUACCCGGCCGUGGGCGAAGCGUUUGGCCGGCAUGGUCGAGAAUCUCGGAUUCGGCGAACUGCCGCAUGUAUUGAUGCUGGAGGUCUACCCGCCUACUCUGAGUGCUGGGGAGCUCAACCAGUUCAUCCGACGAGAUGGCGAAAGCAGAGGCCUGAGGUGGCCGGUGUCUGCUCCCCAGCAUCUCAAGAUGAAUAGUAAUCUAGAGCAAGCUCCAACAAGAACAAGGGGCUCAAGGACAAAAGAUAUUGAUCAGGGUGAGGAUCAGGAUAAGGAAGACAAAGCAGCGUCAAACCGGCAGCAACAGGGCUCAUCGUUCAAGUUCAACGAUCGCGAGACGGAAGAGAAGCUCAAAGGCCGGUUCGUGCUUGCAUGCACCGACGAGGCAGAGGCACGGCGCUUUCAGCAGAGCUGGAACAACAGAGCGUUGACGACGCUGCGGCCGCAACCAGCUAGAUAUGUAGUUUAUGCAUCAAUAAUAAGCUGGUAA